UCUAUCUCACUCCAUCUCCCAGUCUCUAUCUCUCCUCCCUUCUCUGCCUCUGGACCCACUGCCUGCCUCUACCACUGUUGCUCUCUGCCUGCCUGACCUGUCCUCAGGCUGAGGAUAACUCAUCAGGAAGAGGAGUUUGUCUAAUAAGGGAACAUCUACACUGGUGAAAGAUUCCCACACUAGGAUGCAGCGGAUCCGGGAGGGCAUCCACAUAAGGACCAUGAAGGCCAAGAGGAAAGUGGAGGACAUCUCUAAGGAAGAUGUCCAGGCCUUCUUCAAGAAGAACGCCUUUGUGCUCUUUACUGUAGCGGCCGUUGUUGUAGGUAUAAUCCUUGGCUUUGCACUGCGUCCCUAUAAAAUGACCUACCGAGAGGUGAAGUACUUCUCUUUCCCUGGAGAGCUGCUGAUGAGGAUGCUGCAGAUGCUGGUGCUUCCCCUGCUGGUAUCCAGUCUCAUCACAGGCAUGGCAGCGCUGGACAGUAAGGCUUCAGGAAAGAUGGGUAUGCGAGCUGUGGUGUAUUACAUGACCACCACCAUUAUCGCUGUCAUCAUAGGCAUCAUCGUGGUGCUCAUCAUCCACCCUGGGAAAGGAUCUAAGGAUGAGUUCAUGAAACAGUCGAAGAUAGAGGACAUCAGCCCUGCCGAUGCCUUCCUGGAUCUUAUCAGAAACAUGUUUCCACCAAACAUGAUCCAGGCCUGCACACAGCAGUUCAAAACCAAAUACGGGAAGCGAAUCGUCCAUGUGACGGUGACAGUGAACGACUCUGUCUUCAACAUGACCAACCUGACCGAGCAGAUCACCAGGGAGGAGGUGAUCCCCAUCCCGGGCACGGUGAACGGGGUCAACGCCCUGGGGCUGGUGGUCUUCUCCAUGUGCUUCGGCCUCAUCAUCGGCAACAUGAAGGAGCAGGGCCAGCCCCUCAGGGAGUUCUUCGACAGCCUCAAUGAGGCCAUCAUGAGGCUGGUCGCCAUUAUCAUGUGGUAUGCCCCAAUCGGUAUCCUGUUCCUCAUAUCGGGGAAAAUCGUGGAGAUGGAUGACAUCACUGAGAUGGGUGGUCAGCUGGCCAUGUACACCAUCACGGUGAUCAUAGGCCUUUCCAUCCAUGCUUUCAUCAUCCUCCCAGGCCUGUACUUCGCCAUCACACGGCUGAACCCCUUCAUCUUCAUCAUGGGGCUGGUGGAGGCCCUCAUCACAGCCCUGGGAACCUCCUCCAGCUCAGCAACCCUGCCCAUCACCUUCAAGUGUCUGGAGGAGAACAACAAGGUGGAUAAGCGCAUCACACGGUUUGUGUUACCGGUGGGCGCCACCAUCAACAUGGAUGGAACGGCACUAUACGAGGCUCUGGCAGCCAUCUUCAUAGCCCAGGUUAACAACGUGGAGAUGAACAUAGGUCAGAUCAUCACAAUCAGCAUCACAGCCACUGCGGCAAGUAUUGGAGCUGCUGGGAUCCCACAGGCUGGACUGGUCACCAUGGUGAUUGUGCUGACCUCUGUCGGACUUCCCACUGAUGAYAUUACCCUCAUCAUUGCAGUUGAUUGGUUCCUUGACCGGCUGCGUACCACGACAAACGUCUUGGGCGAUUCAAUUGGGGCAGGCAUUGUGGAGUUCCUAUCUCGACACGAGCUGCAGGCCAAGGAUGUGGAGAUGGGGAACGCUGUGCUGGAGGAGAGGAAGAAACCAUACCAGCUCAUCUCUCAGGAAAACGACUAUGAGAACGCCAAACGCCCGGGCACUGAAACCAAGAUGUAGCUCAAUGCUCACACACACACAUACACAUUUUGGUUCAGUUUUGUUUUUAUUCUUUGUCAUAUUUUUCCAGUUAUUGCCACUGUGCCAUAUUUCCUUUCCUUUGUUAUUUUGUCAUUCAUAAAGUCCCUUUUACAAACAAACAAAUAAUUAUCUCCCUGAAGUGGCCCAAUCAAAUUGCUUACAUCUGCUGCCGCUCUACAAGAUAGAUAGGCUUCCUGUUUUUGUGUUUUUUCUGGCUAUUUUUGUGUUGAGUUAAGUCAUCUUGGCCUAGAAUAAGUACAUGGUAUAAUGGUAUAAGUAAGGAGGAAGUUGAUGAGGGCGUUGAUGUCAGAAAGGUGUUUUGUAAAAAGAUCGAAAGACAACAUAUGUUUGAAUGACUGGACAAGCGAUAUCCUUCACAAAAUGCAACAGAGAACACAUUUCAUUUGAUACUAAUGAAAUUAGGCCCUAAUAUACASUACAUGGCYAAAAGUAUGUGGUCAYCCUUUCAAAUUAGGAUAUUUUAGCCACACCUGUUGCUGACAGGUGUAUAACAUCGAGCACACACCCAUGCAAUUUCCAUAGACA
Messenger RNA from Salvelinus sp. IW2-2015, 2317 nucleotides. RefSeq names its product excitatory amino acid transporter 1-like. NCBI's taxonomy places the organism in Eukaryota, Metazoa, Chordata, Actinopteri, Salmoniformes, Salmonidae. Gene Ontology annotation, biological process: L-aspartate import across plasma membrane; D-aspartate import across plasma membrane; L-glutamate import across plasma membrane. Gene Ontology annotation, cellular component: plasma membrane. Gene Ontology annotation, molecular function: glutamate:sodium symporter activity; L-glutamate transmembrane transporter activity; neutral L-amino acid transmembrane transporter activity. The record is from RefSeq and is a predicted model, not a curated record.